ACUCAGGGAACUCAAUGCCAGUUUCAGCCUCCUGACUGCCGGUCAGAUGUGCUACCACUACACCACCGAACCCAGGAUAUCCAAUCGACUUUCUGAAUCCCAUCCUCAUACAUACGAUUCGGGAAGCGGAGUGCUCAUCACCUUCUCUGGGUUUCUAAUGAACACUCUCAUCGGCUUCAUCUUCUAUGCACAUUUCGGGAAGAAGAAGAAUGCUAUCCCUCUAAGACCGUGGAGCGCCGAAGGCACGACCAUAGCAACCCCUUUGGGAAAAGAAACUUAC
Darwinula stevensoni is the source of this 280-nucleotide messenger RNA. The record is from the annotation of a GenBank genome assembly. NCBI's taxonomy places the organism in Eukaryota, Metazoa, Arthropoda, Ostracoda, Podocopida, Darwinulidae.